AUGUCUGAUUACUACGGCGGAUACGAACACGGUGGAUUCUCCACUUCCACCACUACAACUGGUUCCCAGCCAGUUUCUGCCGGCGCCAACUCCGCCGCAGUCCGUUCCUCUCUCACACCCGUGACAAUUAAGCAAAUCAACGAGUCCACGCAACCAGUCCCUGAUGGACCUUUCCACGUCAACAACAUGGAAUUAAACAUGGUCAGUUUCGUUGGUAUUAUCCGCAAGAUCACCGCUUUCGAAUCCGCCAUCUCGUUCACCAUCGAAGACGGCACAGGGCUGACUGAGAUCCGGAAAUGGAUAAAUAGCGACCAAACCUCCAAGGACGCUGAAGAAGAAAGGUAUGCUGGCUGGUUAAACACGUAUGUGUGUGUGGGCGGGUCCUUGAAGGCAUUCAAUGGCAAGACCUCGCUCCAAUACUCAGGUAUACACCAAGUCACCGACUCCAACCAAGUCGUGUACCACCACUUGGCUGCUAUCCACACCCAUUUGAAAGCGCAAGGCGUGCCUCUGUCCUCCACUAAGAACGAACAAAGCUUGUUUGUCGGUGAAAACUACAACAACAACAACAACACCAACACCACUGGCAAUGCCGGUGCCUCCAUGAUUGACCAGGUGUUUAAGAUCUUGCAGGAAAACAGUCAGGCCAUGGCCGAAGGUGUUCCGGUGACUUAUAUCGGCCAGAGAUUGAACAUCACCCCAGAAGAAGCCAACAAGUACUGUCAAGAGUUGAUGGAACAAGGAAGAGUGUUUAACGGGUAUGAGGAUUCGGGUUACCUUUGUUUAUAA
Molecule: messenger RNA, 789 nt
Organism: Spathaspora passalidarum NRRL Y-27907
Lineage: Eukaryota; Fungi; Ascomycota; Pichiomycetes; Serinales; Debaryomycetaceae
Gene: RFA2
Product: Rfa2p
Exons: 1
Coding region: 1-789 (262 amino acids)
Biological process (GO): DNA replication; double-strand break repair via homologous recombination; nucleotide-excision repair
Cellular component (GO): DNA replication factor A complex; nucleus; site of double-strand break
Molecular function (GO): DNA binding
Source: RefSeq, a predicted model, not a curated record